Molecule: messenger RNA, 4433 nt
Organism: Ixodes scapularis (black-legged tick)
Lineage: Eukaryota; Metazoa; Arthropoda; Arachnida; Ixodida; Ixodidae
Product: protein toll
Exons: 2
Coding region: 324-3860 (1178 amino acids)
Biological process (GO): toll-like receptor signaling pathway; immune response
Cellular component (GO): membrane
Molecular function (GO): transmembrane signaling receptor activity; protein binding
Source: RefSeq, a predicted model, not a curated record
UUGGCUACAUCGGAUUGUGACGUUGGCUGCGGUUCAACUUAAAUGGAAACGGAGUAUACAUAGACAACAAAGGAGCCCCUGGGUCCAAGAAUACCACACGCGUCUUCGUUUCGCUCGUCUAGGCAACGGGGUAAACACGGCAAAGUUUCCCCUUUUUCGGAAGCUCGCCCAAUGAACACUGUUGUUCACCUUCUGCGGUGUGUCAUCUUCUGUGUAGCGCGAGGAGGGCAGAGACCCUAAUCUUUUCGGCCGCAAUCUCUUCCAGAGUAAGAAGAUAGGGGCCUCCCCUAGCGUACUGCACCUUCCAUUAGCUGACGGUUGCAAUGUCUGCAAAACGGCCCCCCACAGUCCCGCCAACCGUCUGGUCAGCUUUUUUUCCCCCACCAAAGUCAAGGUCCCCGAUAGGCCGGCCUCACGUCGCAUAUCCCGAUUACACAGAGAGGGGCACAACCACGAUUGCCGCCUCGCUUGUCAGACGAGGCAGCAAUCAUCUUACACAGAACACGCUGGCACCGAGCCCGCGAAUCGUCGAGGGACGCCCUCAAGGGCGGUGCCCGAACGGGUGCCGUCGCAACUCAAAUCAUCAAGGUGGCCCCAACAUGCACCAUGGCCGGCGGGCGGCCGGGGUCUGGCAGGGCCGUUGGACUUUCUUCGUCACCCUGGCGCUUCUGGUCCCGGUGGGGACGUCGCUGCCCUGCGACCCUGUGCCGACCAUUCCCGGCCACAGGUGCGAGUGCGACUCGCGGUUCGGCCACGACGACGUCGGCGGCUGGCACCUGUCUUGCUACGACGCCGUGGACAAGAUGGGCCCGCAGCAGGCGUUUGUCAUAGAGUACGCCAUCAAUGACAUCGUCCGGGUGCAGUGCGACUCCGGGGCCCCGUACUUUCCUGGACUCUUCAAGAACUUAAGCAUCGGUGAAGUGGAACGGUUCGCGUUUCACUACUGCCCGAUGCCGAACGGUUCCUUCGCGGACGUCUUAGACGGUCUUAAGGUGACGUCGCUGCGACUCGUCGGCUGCCAAGUGGGGGACAAGCUAGACGGCGAGAUCUUCCGAGGACUGGACACACUGAAGAGGCUCACAGUGAGCGGCAGCAAAGAGCUGCGGCAGAUUCCGGAAGAUACGUUCGUGAACCUGACGACCAUCGUCAACUUGGAGCUCAACAGCAAUGGACUUGAAGAUCUUCCAGAAAAGCUGUUUUGGCCACUGAAGAAUGCCACUAGCAUCCAGCUGGGCAGCAACGCAUUAAGCAGCCUUCAUCCUAGUCAAUUUCAAGGGCUUGACAAGCUUGUAAGCAUUUAUCUGUACAAAAACAACUUGACGGCACUGCCGGAAGGUGUCUUUGCCAAUAUGACGUCACUGAAGAAUCUUGACCUUCUGGCAAACCGCUUGAGGAAUAUCACUGCUGACGACCUGUCAGGCUUGACCAAUCUGGAGAACCUAAAGCUUGGUGGGAACCCUUUCCUUUCCCUGCCUGACGUCCUUUUCAAAAACAACCGUCAGUUGGGGGAGUUGAAUCUCAGCAUGCUCAACAAGCUUGGGUCUCCCCCAGAGCGGCUGCUGACAGGCCUCAACAGACUGGAGAAUCUCACACUUGCCGACUGCAACUUCACCAGCAUCCCGGAGAAGUUCUUUGCCUAUGCAACCAAUCUAAAGACAGUGCGACUGACGAACAACAGACUGACAUCACUUCCUGCUAACAUCUUCAGAGAGAACACCAAGCUGUUGACCCUGGAUUUCAGCUACAAUGACUUGACCGAAUUCCCGCUCACGGUAUUUGAAAAACAGUUUGUGCUUGAGACACUCAUCUUCUACAAGAACAAUUUUGUCAACCUCAAGGCAGGUGUCUUUGACAAUCUCAUCAGUUUAAAAGUAAUCAGUUUUGAGCACAAUUUCAUUGAAAACAUAGAGCAGGAUACAUUCCAGAGACUACAGAAGCUGGAAGACCUAAAACUUGCCAACAACAAGCUCACAGCCCUCCAAGGCUCUUCUCCGUUUGGCCUGAACAAACGGCUAAAGCGUGUUGACCUGUCAAGGAACAACCUUUUAGCAUUCCCCGACAUCAACUGGGACAUUUACCUGGCUUUGGAGAAGCUCAACCUAGACCACAACAACAUCAGCUACUUCAGGGUCCCGAACCUGAUCUCUGAUAACACGGAGGUGUCCCUUCGCUCCAACAAGAUAAAAGCGGUGCAGGUGACCGAAUUAGAAAUACUCAAGAAGUUUGAAACCAAAGAAAAAGCCUACACCGACACAAGCUCCGAGCACUACUACCACCUUGAAAACAAUCCGUUCGACUGCAACUGUCAUAUCUACGACUUCAUCAGGUACCUGUCGGAUAGCAACCAAAAGGAAAUUGCCCUGUUUAAAAACGCAGCAUCUUACAAGUGCCACGACCCGAGCAGUCUCAGUGGAAAGAGCCUCCUCACGGUAGAGCCAGGACAGCUCAUCUGCUCCAUCAAAGAGAACUGUCCAAAAGGCUGCUCCUGCUUCUUCCGGAGGAAAGACCUCACAACGCACCUGGACUGCAGGGGGACAAACCUCACCGACCUGCCAUCCACCUCCCCUUCUAACACCAACAUUCUUUACCUCCAGAGCAACUCAAUCUCUUCCCUUGUCAACCUUAGUGCACCCAGGUGGGAAAAUCUUACAGAGGUCUAUCUCGACGAGAACCUCCUCAGUAAUCUGGACCUCACGACAAUGCCCCGAAGGCUGCAGAUCUUGUCCCUCACCAACAACCGUUUGCGCUCCUUGACCCCACAACUCAUGGGUAUGCUCUCGAACAGCUCCAGCACGCUCAGCUUGUCGCUGAGUGGCAACCCAUGGAUCUGCGACUGCUCGACUUUCUCGUUCAAGACCUGGCUCCGUGGGCAUGUCUACAUGGUCAAGGACUACCCGGACAUCGCCUGUGGGGACGGAGUGCGCUUCAAUGACACUCACUUCCUCUACUUCAUCAACGAGAUCCCAGACUCUGCGUACUGCCCCGUGGACGACUCCGCGCAAAGGAAGCAGCUUGCUGCCGUGACUGCAAUCUGUGUUGUGCUUGCCGUGCUCCUUGUGGUUGUGUCUGUGCUGUACUACCGGAACCGGCAGACUAUCAUUGCAUACGUGUACAUCCACUUCCACAAUGUGUUCGUCUGCGUCUUCAGCGAGGAAGACCUAGACGAGGACAAGACAUACGACGCAUUUGUGUCUUACAGCAGUGCCGACCGCGACAUCGCCAUGGGUCUUCUUAACAGCCUCGAAAGCAACGAGGAAAUGUUCAAGUUGUGCAUCCACGAACGCGACUGGCUUCCGGGCUACAACAUCAGCUGGAACAUCGUCAACUCGGUGCAAAACAGUCGGAGGACAAUCCUCGUGGUGUCCAAGGACUUCCUCGAGAGCGUCUGGUUCCAGGUCGAAUUCCACACGGCUUAUUACCAGAUGCUCGAGGAUCGAGUCGAUCGGCUCAUUGUGAUCGUCCGCGGUGAGCUUCCGGCCAAAGAGACACUCGACAAGGAGCUCAAGUUUCUGCUAACGACCAAGACAUACCUGGUCUGGGGAGAACGCUGGUUCUGGGAGAAGCUCAAGUAUGCCAUGCCGCACCGGCGCCAGAAGACACCAAGUAACAAACUGGCCAUGAGAAACAGGCCAAACUCUGCCAUGGUGAAGACUGUCGAGGAGCAGAUUGCGAGCUUGGCCAACGGCCCCAAGGCGCAGAAAGAGCGUGAGAAACGCGACGAGCCGGUGGAGUCCGCCGUCAGGAUCGAGAACAACAACCAGGAGCAGGAAGACAUAACCAUCGAGGUGGCACCACCACGAAAAUCGAAGAGGGGCGUUGGAACCCUCGAACCCAAAGUGCAGCUAGCGGGCGAAACGUGAACUUUGAUGUCCCUAAACUUCCGAUUUGAAAUCACCGACACUCUGCUAAACCCCCAAAGCGUCAGACGCCAUCAGCAUUGGAGUGACGAGAGGGUUAACCCACAGAUGACUUCAGUAACUACAAACAAAACCGCCAAUUUUCCCUCUUUUGUGUGCUCGAGACUGCAACAUCCAUCAAACAACAUUUUUCAUGUAAACUAAAGGAGCAUGCGUCAGUGAAGGAAGCAUGGACCUUCGUUUUUUACACGACAUCAACUUCAGUGGUGAAAAAAAAAAACAGCAAGCUGAGCUGCGCUUAAACACUGCCCUUGUGUUUCAAAGCUCAGUAUUAACGAGUGUCACAAAGAUGUGCGUCGGUGCUUGUAUCAGUAAGGUAAUACAAGGAAACGCCAGACUGUGUGUAAAACAGUGUACAUAAAUACGUUCAUCAACUCACAAACUCCAACCCAACAUUGUGGGGUUCUGGAAUUUACUUUGUUACACGGUGACCUUUUUUUUUUUCAUCACGUGAAAGGUUUUUAUGUUUCUAAAUGAUACUAAACCGUGACAUGAAGUAAACCCAUUACAAAACCA